AAAACUAUGUAUGCUUUGGAUUUCUGCUUCUUAAAAUUAAAUAUAACAUUAAAAUAAAGAUGUUUGGGUUACAAAAAAGAAUAAUAUUAUGCCAGAAAUUAAAUUGCAGUAUUAAUGCCCUCAACAAAUGCACGACAGUUUUCCAAGAACUUGGCCAGCAUCAUUUCCCUCUUAGAAGAAGUGUCUCAGCGAUCUCAAACAGUUUGGAGUACAAGAUGAUUGAACCGGAGCACUAUGACCAGGUGUUGGUGCACAUGCGGAAGAACUUCUUCCCCCAAGAGCCGAUGAACAAGGCCGCCGGCUUGUGCCAGGAUGGAGAGGUCAACCCUAACCUGGAGCAAAAGGUUCUAGACACCAUGGAGGAUAACUUGAGCCUGAUGGCGGUGGACCCGGAUCCAGACUGCUGUAAAAUAGCCGGCGUGGUGGUAAACGGCAUCUUAAGGCCCGGUGACACGGCCAAGGCACUGAAAGACCUAGAGCGGAGCUGCGAUCUGGGCUUCCGGAAUAUGUUUACUAUGAUUUACUGUCUUUUCAUUAACAACGACCUGUUUAAGAAAUUUGACGUGGAUUGUAUCUUCGAUGUGCGGAAACUAUCGGUGGAUUCAAGCUAUCGCGGCCGUGGCAUUGGCAAUGAACUCAUCAAGCAAUCGAUGGCGUUGGCCAAAAAGAAAGGUUUCUCUCUGAUGAAGACCGAUUCCACAGGCGUCUACUCCCAGAAGAUAUUUCACUCCCUGGGCUUCGAAGUUCACGCAGAGCAGUCGUAUGACGAAUAUACGGAUGACAAUGGCCAGAUGAUCCUGCCCGUGGAGGCGCCUCACACUAAGCUAGAGCUGCUCUACAAGCAAAUCAGCGAAGGAACCGAGGACGAGCAAAACUAGGGCUACUAAUCGGGGAGUGAAAAGGAUAUUGGUUGGAACACUUUUAAGUUUUUUGUAUUUUCUUCACCCUAAAAUUAGGAACAAUAGGAAAAAAUAGGGAAACAUCCUAUGGAGGUUCAGCUACGGACAAUAUAAAUAUAAUUUUACUUAAAUAAAAGAUGAAA
Molecule: messenger RNA, 1042 nt
Organism: Drosophila serrata
Lineage: Eukaryota; Metazoa; Arthropoda; Insecta; Diptera; Drosophilidae
Product: arylalkylamine N-acetyltransferase-like 2
Molecular function (GO): N-acetyltransferase activity
Source: RefSeq, a predicted model, not a curated record